AUUUGUAAACUAAACUACACAAUACACAAAAUUAUAGCCCAAAUUAUCGUGUGCCCGAUCGCAAGUGACGACGAGUGUAACCAUAGAAACAGCCAAGACCCAAGCAAGAGAGUGCAGCGUAGCAGCCAGGGCUUGCGACCGGUGACGAAAUACGAGUCGGCGGAAGAGAUAGCGAUAGCAAUAUCCAAGCACAAGCACACACUGACUGCUGGCAUUCAGCAGCGAGCAUUCCCGGCGAACAGGCGCAAUUCCAGCAGCAGCAGCAGCAGCCAGUCCCCUGACCAGACCAGUCCCGCAGCCACAGUCAGAAGCCGAACCAUGUCCGUCGAUCCCAAUACACCCGUGCUGCGGAACUGCAUCCACCUGCCGUUGCCCGAGGACGAAUUGAUCGAGGUGACGGGCAAGGCCAAGGACUAUGCCAUCAUGCACGGUGCGGCCAUGCGUUCCAAGACCAGCUUCAGUCCGGAUUCCUUGAACUUUGCUCCGUUUGUGCUGGUCCCCUCCUCGUUUCCGCGCAAGGAGUUCGAGAAGGCGGUGGGCCUGCAGCCGAUCAUCAACCGUCUGAUGCACAAUGUGGCCCACGAUGAGGAGUUCAUCACCACCACCCUGGCGGAGACUAUCAAGGUGGAUGAGUUCACCGCCAAUCUGUUUAACAUCUAUCGGAAAGUGCUGGCACAUGGCUUCACACAGCGAACAUCAUUGGGGAUGCUGCGCAGCGACCUAAUGCUAGAGUCCGGAUGCCCGGAGCUCUCGCCCAAGGCCCUGCUGCUGCGAGGAGAGGCUGGCGAGGAUGGUCAAGCGGAUACUGCUGCUGCUGCUGCUGCUGCUGCUGGGACUGGAAGUGGAGGAGGCGGAAGAGGCAAGGCCAAGUCCAAGGCAGAAGCGAGGUCGGAAGAGGAGGAGGCCAAGCGGGAUAUGCAUCUGAGUCGGGCCACAGUCUCUGGGAUAACCACCGCUACCGUGGCAUCCAAGGAUCGAAAGACGGCGGCCUACUGCUGCUGGAAGCAGGUCGAGAUCAAUACGAUAGCUUCGGGCUUUGGCCAUUUGGGACCAGCAAGUAAAACCGUACAAAGUUUUGUGCUGAGAGAACUGGGACAUGCCGACAAGCUGCCGAAAAUGCCCAAUAACAAUGCCCUGGCUGGACUCUGUGACGGGAUGGUCAAGGCCUGGGACAUCUAUGCCAAGCCGCAGGCUGUGAUCCUGUUCAUCAUCGAGGAUGUGUCCUACAACAUCUGCGAUCAGCGCUUCCACGAGUUCUACAUACGGGAGACCUAUCCCCAUAUCAAGGUGCUGCGUCGUACCCUCACCGAUGUUCAUCGCGAGGGAAAACUCGGCUUGAACAAGGAGCUCCUGCUGAGUGGCCUUGAGGUAGCUGUGAUCUACUUCCGUGCCGGCUACGAGCCCGGACACUAUCACUCGCAGGACGAGUGGGAUGCCCGCUACCUGAUGGAGACAUCGCUGGCCAUCAAGUGCCCGUCGAUCCAGUACCAUCUAGCGGGGACAAAGAAAGUACAGCAGGCACUGGCCCAACCGGCGGUGCUGGAACGCUUCAUCAACGAUCCGGAGGAGAUCAAGGCAGUAGGCAAGAUCUUUACUGGUCUCUACUCGCUGGACGACAACGAUGCAGGCAAUGCCACCUACGAGAUGGCACUGCGCACACCCGAGAAGUUUGUGCUCAAGCCGCAACGCGAGGGCGGUGGCAAUAAUGUCUAUGGGCUGGACAUUCCAGACGCCCUCAAGCGUAUGUCUCGCGUUGAGCGCUCGGGCUGGAUCCUAAUGGACCUCAUACAUCCGCCCUUAACCAAGGGCUACAUGGUGCGUCCAGGCGCCGAGAUGCCGCCCACCAUUGUGGACAUGGUCUCCGAACUGGGAAUCUUUGGGGUAGUCAUCGGCGAUGCUGACCAUAUCAUUCACAACUAUCAGGCCGGUCACAUGCUCCGCACCAAGCUGGCGACGGCUAACGAGGGUGGCGUGGCCGCCGGCCUGGGCGCCCUGGACAGUCCCUAUUUGAUCGACAGCGACGACGAGGACGAGAACUAGAUGCAGUCCACCAAUCGAGCGGCAUUCCACCAGUGGCCUCAUGCGUGUAUAGAGAAGUUAUUUUUUUAAAGCAUAUUGUACAUUUACGACCCUACCCUCCACACCCUACCAACACAAAUAUGUCCGUGCUGUCUCAGUUGCAAUAAAACGUAAAUUUAUCAAAUAUA
Molecule: messenger RNA, 2207 nt
Organism: Drosophila persimilis
Lineage: Eukaryota; Metazoa; Arthropoda; Insecta; Diptera; Drosophilidae
Gene: Gss2
Product: glutathione synthetase
Exons: 8
Coding region: 319-2040 (573 amino acids)
Biological process (GO): glutathione biosynthetic process
Cellular component (GO): cytosol
Molecular function (GO): glutathione binding; ATP binding; glutathione synthase activity
Source: RefSeq, a predicted model, not a curated record